This is a messenger RNA of Portunus trituberculatus (swimming crab), 1858 nucleotides long. Its product is annotated as progestin and adipoQ receptor family member 3-like. NCBI's taxonomy places the organism in Eukaryota, Metazoa, Arthropoda, Malacostraca, Decapoda, Portunidae. Gene Ontology annotation, cellular component: membrane. Gene Ontology annotation, molecular function: signaling receptor activity. The coding region runs from base 218 to 1105 and encodes 295 amino acids. The transcript has 8 exons. The record is from RefSeq and is a predicted model, not a curated record.
CCCUACCCUCCUAUCUUCUCCCAGCCUCUCUCCCCUUCUCCCUCUCAUCCCCAACCCUUCUCUUCCUUCCUCUUCCACCCUUCUCCCUUCCCUCUCCAUCCCUCCCCUCUCCAAGCCUCCCCCAGCCUCUCUCUCUCUCUCUCUCUCUCUCUCACUCGGCAUUUGACAGUAGCAAGGCAGGAAGGUAGGAAGAAAGACAGGGUGCAUUGCCAGCAGGAUGUGUCAGCAGCGGCGGAAGAAUCACCACCGAUCCACUGUGUCCUUCCACCAAGCCCCGCCCUACCUCAGGACCAACCCCUACAUCAUUAAGGGAUACCGUGCCAACCUCUCCACCCUGCAGUGCUUCAGAAGUCUCUUCUCCUGGAACAAUGAGACCCUGAAUGUGUGGUCUCACCUGGCUGGCUUCCUGGUGUUUCUCGGCCUGCUGGUGUACGACGUGGUGUUUGUGUUUCACCAAUACCGGGGCACUCGCCAUGACGCGCUGGUGGUGGCCUUCGUCCUAGUAUCCUUCAUGGUGUGUAUGCUGCUCUCCUCGCUCUAUCACACACUCAACUGUCGCUCGGAGGAGUCCUGUCGACGCUGGCUCUCCUACGAUAUAUUUGGGAUUUCCGCGUCCUUCCUCGCCAUCUUCCUCAGCGGCAUUUAUUAUGGUUUCUGGUGCCCUGAGUACCUGAGCAUAAGGAACACCUACAUGGCACUGGUUGGCUGUCUCUUCUUCGGAGCGAUGAUUUUUCUCCUCAAUCCUCGGUUGAUGGGGUCAGAGUGGGACAACACCAGGGUCGCGCUGUUCACUGGCUGGGCGAUCUCUGGCCUGCUUCCGCUCGCACACUGGAUGUACAUUCAUGGCGGCCUCGGACAUGGCAUUGUGCAGGUGUUCCUUCCUCGCAUCAUCAUCAUGUACAUCAUCAGCGGGGCGGCCAUGUUUGUGUACCUGGGCAAGAUUCCUGAGAGGUAUUUCCCAGGUCGGUUUGACAUAGUGGGUGCCUCUCACCAGCUGUGGCACCUCAUCGUGGUGGUGGCACUCUUCUACUGGCACCAGACUGGCCUGCUCUAUGCCAAGUUCAGGCUGACCUAUGGCUGCCGCACUGACCCCCUGGAUUUGUGAGGUCACACACACACGCACACACAUACAUGCUCUCUUGCUUUGACUGUUUUCUAAGGUCACAGAGAUAAGUACACACACACACACACACACACACACACACAGUAAGGGUUGUAGUGUUAAGAGGAAGUGCAGCUCAAUAUCUCAAUAAAUAAAGACAGUCUUCCAUUAUAAGCCUACCUCAUCAUUGUGUUGUUUGUUGUGUUAUGAGGAGUGGAGAAUUUGUUGUGGCUUGGUGAAGUUUUGGUUGGGUUAAGUUUGUGGUGAGGUUGGUGAAGUUAGGUUGGGUUAAGUUUGUGGUGAGGUUGUGAUUACUUGUUUAUUUCUCUCUCUAUCUCUCUCUCUCUCAAUGACCUUUUCUUUAUUUAAUGGGAUGAUAUUGGAGUGUGUGUGUGUGGUGUUUGAGUGAGAUAGUGGCAGUGUUAGGGAGGACAUGGUGUUCCUGGUGAUGGUGUUGGUAGCUAUUGGUGUGACUCCUGCUGUGGUGGUGUGGUGCUGUGAUGGGUGUAGUGGUGUUGUGGUGGUGUCUCAGGUCAUCAGCAGAGCAAUAAUAAUGUGCAAUGUUCACUAUCUUUAAUUUGUAGUGUUUGUGUGUGUGUGUGUGUGUGUGUGUGUGUGUGUGUGUGUGUGAAUCUUAUCAUUGUUUAAAUAGCCUAAGUCAUUUUUUUAAUUAUGUUGUUAUCUUGUUACAAUUUUUAGUAUUGAAUUCAUAACUCAUCAUUUAUACACAAAAUAAAAUAAAGAUCUACAAUGAUA